Messenger RNA from Hyaena hyaena (striped hyena), 271 nucleotides. Its product is annotated as lipocalin-15-like. NCBI's taxonomy places the organism in Eukaryota, Metazoa, Chordata, Mammalia, Carnivora, Hyaenidae. The annotation marks the transcript as partial. The record is from RefSeq and is a predicted model, not a curated record. Gene Ontology annotation, molecular function: small molecule binding. The transcript is spliced from 3 exons.
CUUGCGUCCCCAGCAGCCCUGGGCUACCUGGACGUGCGCAUCGUGGAUGCAGACUACAACUCCUUCGCCGUGGUCUAUAUCUACAAGGAGCUGCGGGGGGCGCUCAGCACCAUGGUGCAGCUCUACUGCCGGACCCAGGAGCCAAGUCCCCAAGCUGUGAAGGCCUUCCGGGACUUCUACCCCACCGUGGGGCUCACCGACGACAUGGCGGUCAUGCUGCCCAAGUCAGACGUGUGUUCCUCUGGGGACAAAGAGGCUCCCUGACUCCUCG